GCCCCCGGGCGGCGGGUUUAUAUCGGCGGGCGCGGCCAGCGCGCAGCGGUACAGCGGCUUCGCGAUCCCCGUAGCCAGCGAGAUGGAGGGCGGGCGGCAGGUGGCCAAUUUCGGGGCCGGACCGGCCAAGCUGCCGCGCUCCGUGUUAUUAGAAGCACAGAAAGAAUUGGUGGACUAUAAAGGACUUGGUAUAAGUGUUCUUGAGAUGAGCCAUCGGACCUCGGAUUUCACAAAAAUUUUAAAUACAGCUGAAAAUCUCUUGCGUGAAUUGCUAAAUAUACCAGAAAACUAUAAAGUUAUUUUCCUCCAAGGAGGUGGAUCUGGUCAGUUCAGUGCAAUCCCACUUAAUCUUAUUGGUUUAAAGGAGGGAAGACAUGCAGAUUAUGUGGUUACUGGAGCUUGGUCAGCAAAAGCAGCUAAAGAAGCAGAGAAGUAUGCCAAAGUGAAUAUUGUUCAUCCAAAACUAGGAUCCUAUACGCACAUUCCUGACCCAAGCACUUGGAAUCUUGAUCCAAAUGCAUCUUAUGUCUAUUACUGUGCUAACGAGACUGUUCAUGGUGUGGAAUUUGACUUUGUACCUGAUGUCAAAGGAGCAGUCUUGGUUUGUGAUAUGUCAUCAAACUUCCUGUCCAGACCUGUGGAUGUUUCGAAGUUUGGUGUGAUUUUUGCUGGUGCUCAGAAGAAUGUUGGCUGUGCAGGAGUUACUGUUGUAAUAGUACGUGAGGACUUGCUGGGAUUUGCACUGAAGGAGUGCCCUGUGGUACUGGAUUACAAGACACAAGUAACGAAUGGCUCUUUGUAUAACACUCCACCAUGCUACAGUAUUUAUAUCAUGGGAUUGGUACUGGAAUGGAUAAAGAAUAAUGGUGGAGCUGCAGCUAUGGAUAGACUUAGUUUAAUCAAGUCACGAAUGAUUUAUGAUAUUAUAGACAAAUCUAAUGGAUUCUAUGUAUGCCCAGUGGAGAAAAACAACCGAAGCAGAAUGAAUGUCCCUUUCCGUAUUGGCAGUGUCAAGGGUGAUGAAGCGCUGGAAAAGAAAUUUCUUGAGAAAGCUGUGGAACUUAAUAUGAUAUCUCUGAAAGGCCAUCGAUCUGUGGGAGGAAUCCGUGCCUCUUUAUAUAAUGCGGUGACUGUAGAAGAUGUUCAGAAGCUUGCAACAUUCAUGAGAAGCUUCAUGCAGAUGCAUCAGUCAUAAAACCCUGUUGGUUAGAACCAUGCUGCACAUCUGUGAAAUAAAAGCUAAAAGGCUUUCACAGCUUUUGUGUACAGCUGUAGCGCACAAGUAACAUUUUCUUUUAGUUCCUGUAGCUAUUUUAGUUAACUGCAUGGGAUUGAGGCUUGAUCUUGCAAUGGCUUGGCAGUCUUGGCUUCACUGAAUAUGAGGAUGUCUAGACUGAUCAAAUUUGGUUCCAAAAUUCACAAAACAGUAUUCUUAAUUGUGUAGCUAAAACAUGAGUAUCAUUGUAAGGUGCUAUUGAUCAGAGUCUGUUUCUUGAUUUUACUCACAAAUGAGUUCAGCUGUGCCUUGUUUUCAGUGAACUUCAGGAGGCAAAUUUUGUCAUAAGUUUUCUGUAAUGCUUAACAAAUAUUCUGUGACUGCACAGUAAAGCUAGAACUAAUGCCAAGUGUUCUUUGGGGAUAUCUGUUUGGUUUAUUAGAUAUAUUCAAGCAGUAUACCAACAGCAAUAUGUGGGAGUUAAUAUCUACAUUCCUAUUUUGAGGAUGUUGCCUUCAGACUUCUGCUCCCAUUCUUGCAGUACUGUCAUAACUCUUCCAUGCAGCAAUGCAUUGUAGUUAGUCUGUAGGACUGGGCCUUUUUUGCUAUUAUUGUUUAUUGGUUUAAAGGUAAGAUACACGAGUGUGCAUUUUGUCUAUUACACUUUUCUAGGUUAUUAAUUCUAUAUUCUUAUUUUAGAAUGUGCAUGUUUGCUGCCGCCAAAAACUAGUUUUUAAUUUCUUAACAUGCUCAAUCUAGUUUUCUCUGCCUUUCUCACUGCUUCAGUUCUGUAGUCUUUUGUAUGUGUGGAUUUGCCCAGCUGCAGUAGGUAGAAGCCUUGACUUUUCUGCCUUUUCCUGACAUUACAUCACACUUUUGGUCCAAUUUUCGUGCUUGAUCCUUCUGGCUUAUUCUGGACUUUGAUACUCUGGGCUAGAGAAGGAACGGGUUACGCAAACAGAAGAUCUUCUAUUAAUGGUACCCUUCAGUUACUUUUCCUUCUCAGCUUGUAAAUUUACUGGUGAUAACAAAAUAUUAACAGUAGUGUCAUAUAAUCAUAGUGUUUAGCAUUACUGCAGCUGGUUUCAGACUGUAAACUCUUUGGUACAGGACUUGGAUUUUUGGAUUUUGGUGUAACACCAGCAGUGUAGCAAAAGUUUAAUAAUGAUAAUGAUGGAUUGUCCCUUUCUUAGUGGAACCUCAUGGCAAAUCAAUGGAGUUCUACUAGGGCUGAGUUACAUUCCAAUCUGAAAAGUCAUCAUUUUAUGACUACUGUUUUGAGAUUUUUGACAACUUUUGUCCACUUUGUAAGUCAAAGUAGUUGAAGAAAAUAAAACCUGAUCGCAAUGUACUGUGAAAUACCAAUGUGUCUGAAGCUUGUGUUUUUGUUGGUUUCAGAAGUAUGAAAAGUCAUGCGUAAUAUGUAUUAUAAUUUUAAAUUCCAGUAUCGUUCUUAUCCCUGAAAAGUAAGAUUCCCUCAUUUAUAUCUUAUUUCUUUCUUGAAAUAGUCUUUCCUACAAGUAGCAUGGGAACAAAAGCAUUACUGUGGGGAGGCUUUGAAAACUCUUUUUGCUCUGCCAAUCAAGAAGAUUCAGUUCUGGAUCUGCUUUUUAACUUUCUAAGUUUCUACUUCCUCUGAAUUUUUGCAUACUUGUUUUCAACAGUAACUGUGGCUUAUCCCUUGUUCAAAAAGGUAGAAAACCUUUCUAUUUUAUAAUAGCCUUGCAUUCCCCUUAGCAGUCACACUUCUGUGUGUGAUUACAAAAAAGCAUGUAGUGCUGUAUGCAGCUGAUGCAUGAUACCAACAAGGGAUCUCUUUGCUGCUUCUCAAUUGUGCCUAACAUCUUGUCAAUUAAAGACUCUUUUUUUC
This is a messenger RNA of Cuculus canorus (common cuckoo), 3086 nucleotides long. It is a transcript of the gene PSAT1, whose product is annotated as phosphoserine aminotransferase 1. The coding region runs from base 83 to 1195 and encodes 370 amino acids. NCBI's taxonomy places the organism in Eukaryota, Metazoa, Chordata, Aves, Cuculiformes, Cuculidae. The transcript has 9 exons. Gene Ontology annotation, cellular component: cytoplasm. The record is from RefSeq and is a predicted model, not a curated record. Gene Ontology annotation, biological process: L-serine biosynthetic process. Gene Ontology annotation, molecular function: O-phospho-L-serine:2-oxoglutarate transaminase activity; pyridoxal phosphate binding.